This is a messenger RNA of Sphaeramia orbicularis (orbiculate cardinalfish), 5186 nucleotides long. RefSeq names its product nuclear factor, interleukin 3 regulated, member 5 (gene nfil3-5). Gene Ontology annotation, biological process: circadian rhythm; regulation of DNA-templated transcription. The coding region runs from base 1762 to 3639 and encodes 625 amino acids. Gene Ontology annotation, molecular function: DNA-binding transcription factor activity; DNA binding. The record is from RefSeq and is a predicted model, not a curated record. Lineage: Eukaryota; Metazoa; Chordata; Actinopteri; Kurtiformes; Apogonidae. Gene Ontology annotation, cellular component: nucleus. The transcript is spliced from 2 exons.
CCUUUGUGGCUGCACAGGUGACAGAAAAAUAGACAUUUCAAUAUUACAUCUAAUUAUUGCCAGAUGUAUUGUUUAUUAUGGCGCAUUUUGACUGAAUCAGGCUCAAACUCAGAAAAUUUGGACCACAAAGAAAAAAAUCACUGCAUUUUUUUAACAUGCAAAAAAGCCUAAUAUUGUUGUAAAUAGCAGGGAUCUCUACAUAAAAUGUGAAACCUGCCUAAAAAUGCAUAUAAAUGCACUAUAAAGCUAAUAUAUUGCGAUUUUAUUAAUAUUUCUUCUUCUCCACAUGUGCACAGGCUUUUGUCUUCAUGUUACAUCUUCAGUGUGCAAUAGAUGUCAGUGUUCAAAAGCUCAAACCAUUAAAACAAAGACAAAAGUCUAUUUUUCCAAAGUAAGUCACUGGUUGAUUCUUUUUUAUUUGCGAGGUGUGUUAAAUAAAGCACAGCAGCGUCUUUGCUUUGAGCCAGUUGGAGGGUAUGACAUAACCAGCACACAGCAGGGAGAGGCAAUAAACAGCAGCUCUCUCCUGGGACACACAGGCCUAAUUGAUUCCCGUUCGCACCCUGCGCUUUUCUCCUAUCAUUCAACCCACACAGAUCCACGGACUGUUCAUUUCCAAAGCAGAAAAGAUGUGUACGAAGUCUGCAAGUAGCUGCUUAUUUGCACUCAUGCUGCUGAAAUUGGCCUUUGAAAAAUGCUUUUAUCAGUGAUGUUACGCAGCUGCUCAGUGUCUCAGAGCUAUUUUUAACUUGAUCAGUCUUUUUCCAUGAAGAGGAAAAAGCAGAAGUGAGGUUUAGCUGUGUAAAACCACAUUUUUUUGUGUGCCAAGAUCCUAGUGAGGUCUUUGUGCAUGACACUGUUGUGAAAUUACAAUAACAACUCAAAAACAUCCAGGAUGUGAUGCAAUGCAUGGAAACCCCUGUCUGGCCAGGCAGGCAAGAGUUCUGGUGAGCUCUUGGUCCGCCCCAUUGCCAGCUGGUCUGGUUUCAGGGCGGUCUGGAUCACACUGUCCUAGCCAAGUUGCUGAAUAUAGGUCAAACCUGUAUCUGGGUGAGGACACACAUGAGGUAUACAGGGUAAGCUGUGGACUACUUUAGCCACUCUACUUUUUGCUCUGAGGAAUACAAGACUGCAUAUCCUCGCAGACUUUUUCAAACUUCAGCCACUUGUUCCAGUUUUCCUACUUCUGUGGCUGUUAAUCAUUAGUGGUCAGCAAACAGCAGCGCUGAAUCUGGAUCCUCGGGGAGCCCUGAAGCAGACGGACUGACCUACAUCCUCUAAAACACUGAGAGAAGCAGGGCAGCAGCCUGACAGGAAUCAGAGCUCUGCUACAGAUUGAGGAGGAAGCUGAUAAACUCAAAAAUCACCUCCAGUGAGACUCCAGAGACUCUUUGAUCCAUUUGCCAAGGAAGCCGGGAGACUCAUUGCUCAAAAUACUGACUUAUUUCUUUUUUUAGCUUUUGUUUUUUUUCUUGUUCAAAACACUAGUUCAAUGUCUGAGGUUUUUGUGGAGUUCCAUCUCUUUUUAAUCUUCUUGGCUAAUUUGGACACUUGAACAAUUUGAUUUAGAAAAAUAAGUAACAGAAAUCAAUGAGGCUCUCCCUUCGACAAGCACAAAUACCUCAUCCAGAAAGUUUUUCUGAUCCUGCAACCUAGGUCAAACUCCUGAGUAAUUAAUCAAUUGGCUCAUAUAGUUAGACUUCUUUCCCUUUCCCCUUUGCCCUUUGCCAGAGUUAUAAUCUGGCCCUCAGCCAAUAGAAAAUGGAAAGUCUGGGUCUACACCUCUCAUCCACCAGCAACAAAAAUGCCAUGGAGGUGGACAGUUUUUCCACGUACGAUGGGAAUGCCCCAUCCCCUCCUCCUGAAAAUGGAGCACGGAUCAGCCGCCAGGUUAAAGGUGCCAAGCCCUCUGUGACCUCCCGCCGCAAGCGGGAGUUUAUUUCUGAUGAGAAGAAAGAUGCUUCCUACUGGGAAAAACGGAGAAAGAACAAUGAAGCAGCCAAGCGAUCAAGGGAAAAGCGACGCCUCAAUGACAUGGUGUUAGAGAACCGGGUCAUGGCGCUGAAUGAGGAGAAUGUCCGUCUAAAAACGGAGCUUCUUCAACUCAAGUUGCGCUUUGGCCUCAUCAGCACAGCCUCCUACAUGGAGAAGAGUCAGCAGAUUUCCAGCAGUGCAGCUGCUGCAAACACUGGUAGCACUGGAAGCAACACUAAUGGAACCCCCAACAGUAAUGCCUACCUCUCAAGCAGCGGCUACUCCAGUGCGUCGCAGGUGAUGCUGAAUUCAGACUCCUCUGAGACGGAGCAGUCGAGCCGUGGUGAUUGUCACAGCAUGCUGCAUAAGUACUCUCCACGGGGGUCUGUGUCUGACAUGUCAGAUGGCUCCUCCAGAGACAGCCCUGAGCCCAUGGGUUACAGCAUCAAGAAGGAGCCCUCAAACAUGGAGAUGGCCAGACUGGAAAUCAGUGGGAUUCCUAAUGGCAUUCCCAGUGGGAUUCCUAAUGGGAUUGCCAAUGGGAUGUCCACUGGCUCUUACCAUGGCAGCCACCCUGCUCUGGUUUCUUCUCACCAGCAGAGCACCUCAUUGGCUGACAGUGCUGUGGACUAUCACCACAAACAGCAGCAGCAGUGCCUCAUGGACGGCUCCAGCCCAGUUCCUCAGGCCACCUCUGCACAGAGGAGUGUCAUCUUGUACCGCUCCAGCAGUGGCUGUUACCCAAUGGAAAGCCAGAGGCCGGAGGACCAGCAGUCCCAACAGAGCCGACAGCUGCAGCACUCCUCCAGCUCCAGGUUCUCUGACAGCUCAGUGAGCAUUACUGAGGUGGCAGAGAAGCUGGAGCGGACCAAAACCCUGGAUUCACCACAGUAUGAAUACACCAAUGGUCACGCUGAGUCAGAGGAGCUGCAGCAAAGGUAUAAUCUCAACACCCAGCAGCAGCGAGAGAGACAUCUUGGGCAUUACUACCAUGGACAAGAAAACAGGCUUCAGCACACAGAGAACCACCAGAACCCUUUUGCUCCUGAUCUAAUCCACAACACUGAGGAGGUCAAGUCCUCCUUCUCACAGCACAAUGGCUACCUCAACACCUUGGAUGAAGAGCCUCCAGUGCUCACUUAUGAGGGAGGUCCCCGAGCUGACGGUUUUUACCAGGAGAACUCCUCCGGAAAAGACACCUCGUCCAGUGACGGGGAUCCUCGUAGCUCGGACAAGGAGGGCUCCACAGAUGAUGAGUCUCCUUCCUCGUCAUCCUCAGACAUCAGCAACUACCACCAGAAGACAGCGGGCGCCAUCGGUUCACAUGGUGAGUGCCAAGCCGAGGUCAAAGCCACCGCUCUGCCCCACAAGCUUCGCCUCAAGUACAGAGCUUUGUCUAAUGGAACAUCAGGAGCUCAGGUGGAGGCAGUGGCCAGCACCUCCAUGUCAGCAUCCCCCUCUCCCACCCUGCCCCAGCAUCCCUACUUGGCUUUACCCAGCAACCUUCACAGCAGCCAGAUGGGUGGGGAGAGCAAAGAGGUGGAGAAUGAGACUGAGUAUCCUGAAGAGGUCAAACCUCAGGUGAAUGAGAGGGUGGACGUAAAAAAGGAAGGAGGGAAAAAGGGAUCCAGUGGAGGGCGUGGUGGACGCAAGAGGCGUGAAUAAGGACAAUUGGGAGCAGUUUAAGCAUUUUCCUGUCCUGUCUCUUCAGCAGACAACUCACAUGAACACUUCACAAGACUGAAAAGAAGCCAGCGGUCUGUGUGAUGUGUAGUUAAGAUGUGAUUUCACCAUCAACUCUCACUGUGUCUCCUCCCCUUAACUCUGUCCUACCUCCCGCCUCAGCCUCUGAUCAGAAUACUACAUCACCUUACAAGGGAGGGAAUCCAAUGAAACUCUCCAGGACUGCAGUCUCAGACAUUUCCCAUGUGGAAAAUGUACACAUUAUUCAAUUGUUUCAUUCUUCUAAACUGCCUUGGUGGCUUACACGUCUACUGUGGCAUUAUGGGAAAAUUCCUUCAACCAAAGAAUUCACAUCUCUCUUUUAGCAUGCCCCCUUUUGACACACACAUUCUUCCCUCCCUCUGUAUCAUUUAAUCCUGUGCCCUCACUUUUGAAGCACUUAGAUUGUAUAUUACUGUGACAUAUAAAUUUGCAUAUAUGGAUUAUAUAUUUUAAGAAGAAAAAUGUGGCAAAAACAACAAAAAUAAAACCGUGGGAUGCAGAAGUUGUAGACUUAAAGUGAUUAGCUUGUUCAUGUCGAGACACCUUGUACAGUCGGUCCUCUUUGUCUAGAAAAUGCCUCAAAGAUAUUGUUUUUUCUGAAGUAUGAGCAACAACUUGUAAAACAAAACAAAACAAAACAAAAAAAAAACAGAGGGUACACUUUUGUUAUUGCGACCGUGAUCCUCAUUCAGGUGAUCUGAACUCUUACACAGCAUCAAGGCCAGUUAUUCGCAUAUCAGUCAAGGCUAUGCAGUCACGCGUUUGCUGUUGGCAAAACCUGACAAGCACAAGGCGAGCCUCGUUUGCCAGCCAUUCAAUGAAAUCAAUACAGCUUCAUUUAACAGACGAAAAAAGUGUCUGUCUAAUAAAUGAAACGGCUCUUCAGUCACAACCAGCAAAGCUGCUCUCUAUUCAUACGGUGCCUCUUUAUCGUUUGUCCCUUGUCCCCACACAGGCCGAUCUCUUUAACGCUCCCACUCACCUCCGCACUGAGUUGUUUUAGCUCCAGUAGCUGCAGUAGUUCACACAGUCUGUAGAACUGUUUCACUUCCUGGUGCCUGCCUCUGGCCACUAUGUAUAAAUGUAAAGUUGUCUCUUAAUCUCUUGUAUACUGCUGUCAUUAUUUUAUUAUUAUUUUAUUAAUAAUGUUAUUUUCUACUAUAUGUGGUUAUUAUUUUGGCUAUUAUGUGUAUUUUUCUGUCAUCCUGUUGUGUCAAUUUGCUCUAUGCUCUUCCUGGUGUGCAGUGUAUUUACCCAUGCUUCCCUAUGCCCUGGUUACCAUUUGUACUCUGUGUUAUUGUAUAACCUGUUGUUCGCCGAAAAGGCUUUACAAAAGAAACGGAGAAAAAAAAAUUGAAUAAGGCUUGUCCAGAAGUGAUUAUGUAUUACUAUACUUCACAUGGAUAUGCAAAAUGGUUACAAAAAAACACUCAUUUUUGAUUGUGAACAUUUCAAAAUGAGGAAAAAAUAAAAGGUUGUUGAAUUUA